Anneissia japonica is the source of this 987-nucleotide messenger RNA. RefSeq lists its product as uncharacterized. Gene Ontology annotation, biological process: regulation of apoptotic process. The record is from RefSeq and is a predicted model, not a curated record. Gene Ontology annotation, molecular function: protein binding. Bases 433 to 987 code for a protein of 184 amino acids. The transcript is spliced from 5 exons. Lineage: Eukaryota; Metazoa; Echinodermata; Crinoidea; Comatulida; Comatulidae.
GUUUUUAAUACCUCCAUGCUGAGACACGGCUAGGAAAUAUACUUAAACACCACAUGUGAUCAGAGAGGCUACUGUUCCAGUCAAAAAAAACAACGCCCUCCUGCUAAAAUACAAUAAAUUUAACCCGGGGGAAGAUGAAUGAACGGAUUCAUGGUUUAGUGCAUCCGCAAUCGCUACCACAACUUCAAAAUACUGUGCAGAUAGCCUUAGUAUACAAAGUGGGGCCAGUCGUCUAUGAAUAAAAGAACGGCUGACGUGGGUUUUAGAAUAUUAAUAGGGUGUAUAAGCAAUAAUAAAAUACAACGGGCCUAUUAUGCGACACCCAAUGAAGCUGAACGAAUGAAAGGAAGGAAGUGUAUACAAAGAAGUCCGGGUAGUAGGCCUACAGUACAGUGAUUUUUUUUCGAAAAAAAGGAGAAUUUAAUCAGCAAAAUGGACAAGGAACAAGGCUUAUCUGAUGACGAUUUCUUACAGUUGUUGGUUCAUACAUCAACAUGGUAUGAUAAACAACGUUUAGUCCCGAUGUUAAAAGUUGUAUACAAGGACCAUAUUGAAACUUAUAGUCUUGAAAGUGCUUCGAAGACGAUGGACUUAUUAAAAAAAUUAAUGGCAGCUGGGAAGCUGAGUCAAGGAAAUCUCACUCUCCUUUAUGAUACCAUACAUGUAACAGAAACACAUGGCUUGUUGCAGAAAUUGAAGAUGCAACUACCGUCGUAUCGUAGAGAAACUCUCAAUGAACACAGGGAAAAUUUGAUCAGGCUCGGAAAGAAACUAACGCUAAGUGACGUAUAUAUAAUCAAAGAACUUUACGAGGAAACAAGAUAUAAAGAAUAUAAAGAGAGUUGGAGUUUGAUUGUGGAUCUUGAAAUUGUGGGUAUAAUUAGUGACGAUGGAAAGAUCAUGAAGACGUUCAUUGACAAGUUAAAAAGAAAUAAUAUAGAAAGUGGAUUACGUGCUCUAGGCCUACGUAGGCCUAUUGGUCUAUAA